Messenger RNA from Nezara viridula (southern green stink bug), 666 nucleotides. The record is from the annotation of a GenBank genome assembly. Lineage: Eukaryota; Metazoa; Arthropoda; Insecta; Hemiptera; Pentatomidae.
AUGUUUCUUGUCCUCACAAUGGUCAGGUACGUGGAGUACUUUUCUGGAUUGCUGUCCGGUUCAAUCCGCAUCAACUCAUCGCCGCUAUAUCUCAGCCACGUUACUGUUCUUGGAGCUCCCAACUUCAUUCCUAGCGGGGGUUGCCGAGCCUUCAUAAAAGUGUACGAGGGGCUAGUACCGGUGUACACUUCUGGUGUACACUCAGUCGGUCCGGAUACUCGCGAGUUUACCGUCAAUCUCGGAAGGCCGGGGCUUCAGCUGAGAGGGGACAUUCUACUGAAGUGCUACCACAGGAACUAUACCGUGGAUGAAGAGCUGUCACCCGGAAGCAGUAUAGGAAGCAGCAGCACAGCCACUUCCCAAAGGGAACUAGUCUUCGCUUGUCAGUUCCACACAUGCGCAGUUACCUAUCACACGUUAACAUUCACGAGGACCGAACUAGAUUCGGCUUGUUCAGAUCCCCGCUUCCCGACAGACGGUGCAGUGCAACUCCACUUCGCAGGGCUGGAGCGAAGAGGCCCUCCGCCAGCCCCAACACCCGCUGUCCCGGUGGACACCAGUGCUGACCACGUCACCUCCUGGGACUCCUACGAACAUCUCGAUCUAACCCCGCAGCUGUCACCAGACUCGGAUGAAGAACGAGCAGGUGGGAAUUUUACAAAAUAA